This is a messenger RNA of Drosophila bipectinata, 3802 nucleotides long. NCBI's taxonomy places the organism in Eukaryota, Metazoa, Arthropoda, Insecta, Diptera, Drosophilidae. The record is from RefSeq and is a predicted model, not a curated record.
AUCUUCAAAAUUGACUGCACUUCUACAACGUUUCGGUUUCCCUAGGAUGAACCAAUGCCGGGUGAGGGGUCUCGUGAUGAUCAGAAGGGAUCUGGCUCGCGGGCUGCUCGGCUGCUGUAACCAUCGAAUCCAGCAAGACCACCUCCUCCUUCUUCACCCCCAGCUGGCCCGGUUAGCCCUCCGUUGUAUGCACAGAUCCGGAAAGGAUGUGGACUCCAUUGUCAACGGAUGCAGUGCGAACUACAUAGAGGGAUUGUACACAAAAUGGAAGAGGGACCCGCACUCGGUGGAUGAGUCAUGGGAUGAGUUUUUUCGCGGCGGCGAUGGAACAUCUUAUAGAAAGUUAAGGGUCAUCUCAGAUUCUCGUAAGAAACACCGUGUAGCCGGAGGCGUAGACCAGGCAGUGAUUCCCCUUCACACAGAAAAGAGAUCCGCUUCUGGCGGUGGACCAGCCGCAGCACCAGCACCCGCCGGAGACUGGAAGAGCAUUGAUGACCACCAUACCGUACAGGCCAUCAUCCGGGCCUAUCAAAUGCGAGGUCACCUGGCCGCCAAGCUGGAUCCUCUGGGAAUUAUAAAUCCGGAACAUAAAAAAUCUAUGGAUGGCUCCCAACGGGCCGCCAGCGAAGAAGUUCUCCGGGAACAUUUCAGUUAUAUUUUUAAUGAUUUAAAUGCUAGUUUUAAGCUGCCCUCUUCCACAAAAAUUGGCGGAGACGAGGCGUUUUUGCCCCUCAGAGAAAUAUUGGAUCGAUUAGAGCGUAUCUACUGCGGUCAUAUUGGCUUUGAAUAUAUGCAUAUAUAUUCAUUGAACAAAACCUAUUGGCUACGGGAUCGCGUUGAAAGACCAAAUGCUUUUGCCUUGGACAAGGAGGAAAAGAAACGCAUCCUGCAACGACUAGUCCGAGCGACGGUAUUCGAGAAUUUCCUGGCCAAGAAGUUGCCCUCCGAGAAGCGGUUCGGCUUGGAAGGAUGCGACGUUAUGAUACCCGUCAUCAAGGAGGUCGUUGACAGGUCCACAGACAUCGGUGUGGAGCAUAUACUUAUUGGAAUGGCCCAUCGAGGUCGCCUCAAUGUGCUGGCCAACGUCUGCCACAAGGCCAUCUCCGACAUUUUCGCCCAAUUCCAUGGCUUGAAAGCCACCGACUCUGGUUCUGGAGAUGUGAAAUACCAUCUGGGUGUGUUCCAGGAGCGGCUUAACCGACAAACCAAUCGUAUGAUGCGUAUUACUGUGGUGGCCAAUGCCUCGCAUCUGGAGUAUGUGAAUCCGGUGCUUUUGGGCAAGGCACGCGCCGACAUGUACCUGCGCGGCGACGACCAGGGCAACCAGGUGCUGCCCAUCAUCAUCCACGGUGACGCCUCCUUCUGCGGACAGGGCGUGGUCUUCGAGUCGAUGCACUUGUCCGACCUACCCAACUAUACCACCUACGGCACUAUGCACAUCGUGGCCAACAACCAGGUGGGAUUCACCACCGAUCCGCGCUUCUCCCGCUCCUCCCGUUACUGCACAGACGUGGGCAAGGUGGUGACGGCACCGAUCUUCCACGUCAAUGCCGACGAUCCGGAGGCGUGCAUCAACUGUGCCCGCAUAGCCACCGAAUAUCGGGCCAAGUUCAAAAAGGACGUCGUCAUCGAUAUCGUCGGCUACCGACGCAACGGUCACAACGAGGCGGACGAGCCCAUGUUCACCCAGCCCCUGAUGUACCAGCGCAUCCGGAAACUGAAGCCAGCCAUGAACCUCUACUCCGAUAAACUGGUCAAGGAGGGGGUCAUCACGGCGGCCGACUUCAACGGGAUGGUCACCAAGUACGACAAGAUGUUCGAAGACGCCUGGAAGAGUUCCAAGGAGUUAAAGUCAGUUAAGAACUCUUCAUGGAUUGACUCGCCCUGGCCGGGAUUCUUUGAGGGACGCGAUCGUCUGAAGAUUUGUCCCACUGGCAUAAGCAUGGAAACCAUGAAGCGGAUCGGCGAGACGUUCUCCAGUCCCCCGCCACCGGAGCACAUGUUUGACGUGCAUAGAGGCGUCAUGCGAAUCCUGCAAGCUCGCAGACAAAUGGUGGACGAGAAGGUGGCCGACUGGUCCCUGGGCGAGGCCUUUGCGUUUGGCUCCUUGCUGAAGGAGGGCAUCCAUGUCCGGCUCUCGGGCCAGGAUGUGGAGCGUGGCACCUUCUCGCACCGGCACCAUGUGCUGCACCACCAAUCGGCCGACAAGGUCGUCUACAACGCAUUGCAACAUCUCUAUCCGGAUCAGGCGGAAUACUCAGUGUCGAAUAGCUCGCUGUCGGAGUGCGCCGUGCUGGGCUUCGAGCAUGGCUACUCAAUGGCCAGUCCGCACGCUCUGGUCAUAUGGGAGGCACAGUUCGGGGACUUUGUUAAUACGGCGCAGUGCAUCAUUGACCAGUUCAUUGCCAGCGGGGAGACCAAGUGGGUGCGGCAAUCGGGGGUGGUACUCCUCCUGCCGCACAGCAUGGAAGGCAUGGGGCCGGAGCAUAGCUCCGGGCGUAUUGAGCGAUUCCUUCAGUUGAGCGACGACGACCAGGACGUCUAUCCGGAUACCUGUGAUUCUGAUUUUGUGGCCCGCCAGCUCCUCAACAUCAACUGGAUUAUCACCAAUCUGACCACACCGGCCAAUCUGUGUCACGCCCUCCGCCGCCAGAUGCUGAUGGGCUUUCGGAAGCCGUUGGUCAACUUCUCCCCCAAAUCCCUGCUCCGACAUCCCUUGGCCCGUAGUCCCUUUAAAGACUUUAACGAGUGCAGUUCCUUCCAGCGCAUCAUCCCGGACACAGGAGCUGCCGGCAAAAAUCCCGGAAAUGUAAAGAAGUUGGUGUUUUGUUCGGGAAAAGUUUACUAUGAUCUUGUACAAGAGCGGGAUGAUCACGAACAGGUGGAUUCAGUGGCGAUCGUGCGGGUAGAGCAGGUGGGUUGUGCUUUAGUUCUUUUUUUAAUAAGUUUUUUUAAUUUUUUUUAUCCUUACCUUCAGUUAUGUCCCUUCCCCUACGACCUGAUUAGCGAACAAUUCACUCUGUAUCCCUCGGCAGAGCUAAUGUGGGCCCAGGAGGAGCACAAGAACAAUGGAGCUUGGACCUAUGUCCAGCCCAGAUUCGAUACGGCUCUGCUCAAAAAUGAAAAAGAAACACGUUGCGUUUCCUACCAUGGACGAGCUCCCAGCUCAUCGCCUGCUACCGGAAACAAGGUGCAGCACAAGAACGAGUACAAGGCCUUCGUAACCAGCAUUUUUGGUGAGCUAACACCGGCCAACAAGAAGCGUUUGGCGGACAAGGUCAAGGAACAGCAAGAGAAGGCCAAGGCGUCUACUUCCGCUCCCAAGGAUCCACCAAAGAAGGGAGGAGAUAAGCCUGGCGGCAAACCCAAAAAGAAGAGAGUCGACACAGGCGACGCAAGUUCCGAGCCUAAAAGAGGGCCCGGAGGCGCCACCAAAGGAGCAUCUCCAGUUGCCCAUAACAAACGUGCCCAGCUCGCUGCCAAGGAAGCUCCAGUUCCACCAGAACCUGGGUCCUCCCGAGUCAUUGCAUCGAAAGUUCGAAUAGCCAGGAAACCUUCUCGAGGAAUGGCUACAAAAAGUGAACCGGACCUUAAGGGCCCAGGGGAAGGAGAUGACCAGACUUCGAAGCAACCCUAGUCUAGGGUUGAAACCCACUAUUCGUUUGGAUAACCGGCCAGCCUCAAAAUAAAAAUAGAAAAGAUAGAGGAAAGUCAGAUCCUUUUUCAAAAUCCUUUGUUGCAGUUAAUGAAUUUGUAUAGCCCUUGAGACAAUAACACUAAUUAAAUGAUUACACAUAUAAAA